AUGGAAGCAAGGGAAGGAGGAAAAAAAAGAGAGUAUGGUACGACCCCCGCGGGGCCCGUCUGGACCGCGGUGUUCGACUACGAGGCGGCGGGCGACGAGGAGCUGACCCUGCGGAGGGGCGAUCGCGUCCAGGUGCUUUCCCAAGACUGUGCGGUGUCCGGCGAUGAGGGCUGGUGGACCGGGCAGCUCCCCAGCGGCCGCGUGGGCGUCUUCCCCAGCAACUACGUGGCUCCUGGCGCUCGUGCUGCACCCGCGGGCCUCCAGCUGCCCCAGGAGAUCCCCUUCCACGAGCUGCAGCUAGAGGAGAUCAUCGGUGUGGGGGGCUUUGGCAAGGUCUAUCGGGCUGUGUGGCGUGGCGAGGAGGUGGCCGUCAAGGCCGCCCGGCUGGACCCUGAGAAGGACCCGGCAGUGACAGCGGAGCAGGUGUGCCAGGAAGCCCGGCUCUUUGGAGCCCUGCAGCACCCCAACAUCAUUGCCCUUAGGGGCGCCUGCCUCAACCCCCCACACCUCUGCCUAGUGAUGGAGUAUGCCCGGGGUGGCGCACUGAGCAGGGUGCUGGCAGGUCGCCGGGUGCCACCUCACGUGCUGGUCAACUGGGCUGUGCAGGUGGCCCGGGGCAUGAACUACCUACACAAUGGUGCCCCUGUGCCCAUCAUCCACCGGGACCUCAAGUCCAUCAACAUCCUGAUCCUGGAGGCCAUCGAGAACCACAACCUCGCAGACACGGUGCUCAAGAUCACAGACUUUGGCCUCGCCCGCGAGUGGCACAAGACCACCAAGAUGAGCGCCGCGGGGACCUAUGCCUGGAUGGCUCCGGAGGUUAUCCGUCUCUCCCUCUUCUCCAAAAGCAGUGAUGUCUGGAGCUUCGGGGUGCUGCUGUGGGAGCUGCUGACUGGGGAGGUUCCCUACCGUGAGAUCGACGCCUUGGCCGUGGCGUAUGGCGUGGCUAUGAAUAAGCUGACGCUGCCCAUUCCCUCCACGUGCCCCGAGCCCUUUGCCCGCCUCCUGGAGGAAUGCUGGGACCCAGACCCCCAUGGGCGGCCAGAUUUCGGCAGCAUCUUGAAGCGGCUUGAAGUCAUCGAACAGUCAGCCCUGUUCCAGAUGCCACUGGAGUCCUUCCACUCGCUGCAGGAAGACUGGAAGUUGGAGAUUCAGCACAUGUUUGAUGACCUUCGGACCAAGGAGAAGGAGCUUCGGAGCCGUGAGGAGGAGCUGCUGCGGGCGGCGCAGGAGCAGCGCUUCCAGGAGGAGCAGCUGCGGCGGCGGGAGCAGGAGCUGGCAGAACGCGAGAUGGACAUCGUGGAAAGGGAGCUGCACCUGCUCAUGUGCCAACUGAGCCAGGAGAAGCCCCGGGUCCGCAAGCGCAAGGGCAACUUCAAGCGCAGCCGCCUGCUCAAGCUGCGGGAAGGCGGCAGCCACAUCAGCCUGCCCUCCGGCUUUGAGCAUAAGAUCACAGUCCAGGCCUCUCCAACCCUGGAUAAGCGGAAAGGAUCGGAUGGGGCCAGCCCCCCUGCAAGCCCCAGCAUCAUCCCCCGGCUGAGGGCCAUUCGCCUGACUCCUGUGGACUGUGGUGGCAGCAGCAGUGGCAGCAGCAGUGGAGGAAGUGGGACAUGGAGCCGCGGUGGGCCCCCAAAGAAGGAAGAACUGGUCGGGGGCAAGAAGAAGGGCCGAACGUGGGGGCCCAGCUCCACCCUGCAGAAGGAGCGGGUGGGAGGAGAGGAGAGGCUGAAGGGGCUGGGGGAAGGAAGCAAACAGUGGUCAUCGAGUGCCCCCAACCUGGGCAAGUCCCCCAAACACACACCCAUCGCCCCUGGCUUCGCCAGCCUCAAUGAGAUGGAGGAGUUCGCGGAGGCGGAGGACGGAGGCAGCAGCGUGCCCCCUUCCCCCUACUCGACCCCGUCCUACCUCUCGGUGCCACGGGGGCCUCCCGAGCCCGCGGGCCAUGGCCCUGGCCCUCGUGACCUUCUGGACUUCCCCCGCCUGCCCGACCCCCAGGCCCUGUUUCCAGCCCGCCGCCGGCCCCCCGAUUUCCCAGGCCGCCCCACCACCCUGACCUUUGCCCCGAGACCUCGGCCGGCUGCCAGUCGCCCCCGCUUGGACCCCUGGAAACUGGUCUCCUUCGGCCGGACACUCACCAUCUCGCCUCCCAGCAGGCCAGACACUCCGGAGAGCCCUGGGCCCCCCAGCAUGCAGCCUACGCUGCUGGACAUGGACAUGGAGGGGCAGAACCAGGACAGCACAGUGCCCCUGUGUGGGGCCCACGGCUCCCACUAAGGCCUGCCCACCACCGCCCGCCUGGGCAGCCAUGAAUGUAGCGCCCCAGGCCCCGCCCCAGCCCGCCAUGCCACAAGGCGGGGGAGGCCCUGGGCAGGAUGUUCACUCUAUUUAUUGGGGAAGGAGGGAGGGGGGAACACUUAACUUAUUCCUUUGUACCCCAGGGGGUGGAGCCCUGUGCCCGCCCUGCACUGGGGAGAGGGUGGGCAGGGAUACUCAGGGACAGGGCAUCAUGGGGGAUUUGGCACAAAAUGGAGCAUUAAAGGUAACCCCUGCCCCCUAC
Molecule: messenger RNA, 2557 nt
Organism: Mandrillus leucophaeus (drill)
Lineage: Eukaryota; Metazoa; Chordata; Mammalia; Primates; Cercopithecidae
Gene: MAP3K10
Product: mitogen-activated protein kinase kinase kinase 10
Exons: 12
Coding region: 1-2274 (757 amino acids)
Biological process (GO): protein phosphorylation; positive regulation of apoptotic process
Molecular function (GO): ATP binding; JUN kinase kinase kinase activity; protein binding
Source: RefSeq, a predicted model, not a curated record